UGCUUUUUCUAACCAUGAGACCAUGGAGCUGUCUACAAGCACCCCGAUCACCUGCCAGCCCUAAAUGGGACAUUUUAGAUUUAACCAUCCUGAGCUGACCCGAGCUAGCUCCACCAGCCUCCCUAAUUCAAAGUACAACCUCUCUGAGUCCUCUCCUUGCUUUGCUGCCUGAUUUGCCUCCCGGGUGCUCCAGGACAGGCUGUGUGAUGUAAAUCAACCUGCUCGAGGCUGGAUUUUUCUAGGGCUGAGAGGAUUUGGCACCUUUUAUUACUCACUUGUAAGGUGAGUCCCAGAAAUACCACAAACAAGCCCAGCAGGCUGGCUGAGGAGGGAAGGAUGUUCAUCAGCCAUGUGUGCUCUGUUCCUUGGAUAAAGAGCACGAAGUUAAAGCCUUUGCACUUCUGGGGCAGUGAGAAGAGCCUGGCAGCACUUCCCAAAGACCUGCUGCAUGUCUGAGCUUUGACGUCUUCUUCCAAAGGGUUUCUUCAGCUCAGCUUGCUGUUUGUAAGCAAAUCUGACAGCAAAGUCUCAUCUGACAGAGCAACAGGUGCAGUGAUCACGACAGUCAGCACAUCCACCAACCCAGGCAGGCACAGGGAUGUGUUCCCAGCUCUUCUGGAAGGACCAGAUGUGCCUCAUUGCACUCCAUGAGGCAGGUGGGAGAAAUUCAGGGGCACACAACACUUGCUAAAAAGCAUCAUCCGUGCAAGACCUAAACUACAGGUCCAAUUCCAUUUCUCUUCAACCCUGCAGAGGCAAACAGGCUCAGAGGAGCUCGGGGACAGGUUGUGGUUUUAGGCUGCUGUAAAGCACACGAGAAGAGCACCCUGAUUUCUCUAGUCCUGCAGGAAGGGGCAAACCCUCUCAGACGGCUGUGCGGCCAGGAGAGAGGCUCCAAGGCUGCCUGAUGAGGGCAGAGCUCCCAGCUGCGAUGGGCUCUGCUCCCUGACAAGCCCCACGUGGCCCCGGUGCUGUCCCUGGGGAUUAAAAGGAGGACCGGAGCAAGGUUUGGGGAUUUAUAUCGGCUGUGCCCAUGGAGGGCGAGUCCCCGCUGGAGCAGUACCUAGACAGCUAUAGCGGGCAGGAUGACUUCUCCACUAGUCCUCAUCUGUUCACUCCUAUGAACCUUUAUGAUUUAGAACUUCCAAUUCAAACAGCUGAAGAUGGGGUGUUCGCUUCCCAGUUCAGUCAUUCCAAGGAGCUCUGUACAGACUUCUCCUCCGUGGAUCUCAGCUUUCUCCCAGAUGUUACCCAAGACAACAAAGAACAAAACCUCUCUGAGGAUGGUCACAAAACGCAAAAAGAGCUUGAUGGGUCACCAACAAGUAAUGAGGACAGUGGUGUUUUCAUGGAUGAAAGCAGCUUGUCACAUCCAGGCGCAGCUCAGCCAUCUCCUGAGGCACCUGGUGUGUGUCCUCCCAUGACUCCGAUGACCCCAGCGAUAUCUCCCUCAGAAAGUUCUGGAAUAGUCCCUCAGCUACAGAAUAUCGUGUCAACUGUAAACUUGGCUUGUAAACUGGAUCUGAAGAACAUAGCUCUGCAUGCCAGAAAUGCAGAGUACAACCCAAAGGUAAAUCUUGGACUCAAAGCUUUACCCUCACUUCCACGAACAACAGCCCUCAUCUUCAGUUCAGGAAAAAUGGUCUGCACAGGAGCAAAGAGUGAAGAGCAGUCAAGGCUGGCAGCCAGGAAAUACGCACGGGUGGUGCAGAAGCUCGGCUUCCCUGCCAAGUUCUUGGACUUCAAGAUCCAGAAUAUGGUGGGGAGCUGUGAUGUGAGGUUCCCCAUCCGGCUGGAAGGCUUGGUUCUCACCCACCAGCAGUUCAGCAGCUAUGAACCUGAACUAUUCCCUGGCCUGGUUUACAGGAUGGUCAAACCAAGGAUAGUGCUGCUUAUCUUUGUGUCUGGAAAAGUUGUACUGACUGGAGCAAAAGACCGUUCUGAACUCUAUGAAGCAUUUGAGAACAUCUACCCCAUUUUAAGAGGUUUCAGGAAACCAUCGUGACACGGCUCACAGAACAAUCCAGAACAACACCUGGGUUUGUGCUGCUGUGCAUGGAACAGAAGCCAAGAGGAUUCCUGGACCCAUUUGUUGUGGAUUAUUAAGCAAAUUAUUCAUUUCUGAAUGCCACAUAUGCUGAUGCCUUUCUAUAGCUUGUGAAAUGUUCUUUUCUUUCAGAUUAUCUGUCUGUAAUCCACCUGAGUUUGGACAACUCUUGUCAAGUUACAGCACUUGAUAAGUGAACACACUUUUAAUAGAAUGUAUAUUAAGGUAGCACUUUAAAAUAUUUUGUAAUAGGAGCCAUGUGCCUCUCUCCUGUUGAACAGGUGAAUCCACACUGCACUUCAUGUGCAGUGAAAAUCCUCAACUUUAAGUGUCCUGAAAUGCUUCUGCAGUGUUGUAGCUUCAUGUUUUUAAGCUCAACAUAUAUUAUUGUCUAUAACAUGGCUUACAAAAUCCUCCAUGAGUUAAUUUUGGUGUUCAGAAGACAUGUACUGAAUCACUCUGAUCCCACUGGCUGGGUAAACUCCUUGUGUGUGAUAGUGCAGGAUUUUCCUUCACAGAGAAGAUAUUGCAGCUCCUGACUGCUGGAAUAUACCUAGAAAAAUCUGUAGGUGGAGGGUAACUAAUUAAAUUAUCUAAUUUGAGACGGGACCAGUUAGAUUUUAACUAAAUGGUAUCCACUUGUAUUACUGAAAUACCCUUAGAUCAUGUGAGUUUGGCGCAGACAAAACCACGCUGGUUUGGAACUUUGUUAAAAAUAGAUUUGAGGAAAAUAUGCAAAGUCUUGGAUACUCAUGACUUAAUUAUCUGUAUUAUUUAAGCAGAAUUCAGCCAAUGGCAGUACAUUUGGUAAUUUUUGAGCAAAAACAAUGGGGCUUCCUGUAUUUGGUUUGAACUCAAGCCUUUCUUUUCAGAAGGUGUCUUGCUCAGAGUGGUUCUGGGAGCAGGAACAGUGCAAAGCCGAUCCCACGGCUGUUCUGGAAAGCCCCUGGAAGCAAGCCAGAACAGUCUGUGUUGUGUUCUUCCCUCCUGAAGGUGUGGUACCUGUCUGGAAACACCACUAGAGGCUGCUCUUAGAUGACUUAAGUGUAACCCAGGCCAAAAUCCUCCUCUGUUCUUACUGGAAAUACUCGGGAUGGGCUAUGGCUCAACUCAAAACAGGGUCUUGCUGGGCUUAAUUACUGCCACAAAAGUUUAUUUCUGAUUCGGCGAGGGUGUGACUUCAUCGUUGGUAUCUGUUAUGUGUCUCUCACAAGUGUUUUUAUAUCUAUCUCCCUGCUUCUCUGGAAAAGAGUUAGAAAAACUUUGUGCACUUCCUCAUGAUAAGCUGGUCUUAGCUGUUAUCGGUUUCUCUGUCAAACUGUGGAUUUCCACACUCAAGUCAAUUGUAAACACAGGCUUACUUUUCUAUUUGCUUUCUAACACUGGAAACUUUCCAUAGCCAUGGGCUGGACUUUUAUUUGUGCCGUAGCUGUAGGAGCAGCUGAUGAGCUUUAGUUACAAAAGAUUACUGUAAGUGAAAACACCUGGUUUUAUUGAGGUGUUGGUGGGGGAAAAAGGUUUAUCUAAGAUGAGCCCUCUUCAAGAAAUCACAUUUUGGUUAAGAGCUUGCCACACGAUUUCAGUGGUAAAAUUAGUGCUGUUUAGAAGCACGGAUAAAGCCUUUGAGAUAAGAAAUGGGCUCUGUGCCUUUUCACUGAUUAACUUCAUGUUUGCUAUGGUAACUCUUGUCUUAAAAACAACAAUCUUGAUUGUACCUCUACAGUGCUUAGUGUUUGAUAACACUGGGAUGGGGAGAAAUAUAGGCUGGGAAUUGUUCUUUAAAAAAAAAAAAAAAAGUUGGACAAUGUUUUGUUGCAGUUGCAUUUCUUUUGGGAAGGGGGAUAUGGGGAUAUUG
Messenger RNA from Cyanistes caeruleus (blue tit), 3902 nucleotides. The record is from RefSeq and is a predicted model, not a curated record. NCBI's taxonomy places the organism in Eukaryota, Metazoa, Chordata, Aves, Passeriformes, Paridae.